UUUCUUCUCUGUUUGAUUCUUCAGAAUCCAUGUUGUCGUCGAAGAUGAGAAUAGAUCGCCGGCUUUCUAUGUCCGAUGCUCCGGCUGCUAUCCAUCCCCGACGGCGGCUUCUUCGCUCCGGUACCGGUCUCAAUCCACCGCAAACUCCACCAGCCUGUUUGAGGAAGACACGAUUGUCGAUGCAUCAACAACACAAUUACGAUGACGAUUCGGAUCACGGUAGCAUCUCAUGUGAGCUUCAGGCUUUGGAGAAGAUGAUGUAUGAAGGAUUCGGAUUAUCUGACUCGAUUGAUUUUGAAAAUGGCGUUCCAUUAGCUGCUGCUGCUGCUGCUGCUUCGAGGAGUCCUCUGUUCGUGAGGGGGAGGUUUUACGAGGAGUAUUCGGCGAGGAGAAACGAGAGGCUGAAGAGUAAGAAAGGAAUGACGGCGAUGGAUGAGAAGAAGACUCGUUACGAUCUCGGAGUGAGGACGGAACUACCGAAGAGGAGAGAUUCGAAGAAAUUGGAGGUGUUGAAGAAGAAGACCACGAUUCCGACGCCGCCGAUGAAGGAGGAGAUGAGACUAGAGAAUGUGAAGCCUAAGAGUGUUGUUUACUCAUUGAGAAGCAUUCCAAAGGAGAACAAGAGGCUAUCUCUGCCUCUGCCUCUCAGUUUAUCCACGACUUCGGUCGGAGUUGAAAGGAAAAGGACGACGGCGACGGCGGCGCGUGGGUCUCGCAAAUUCUGAAAAUUAACGGAGAAAAAUUUUAUUGUGUUUUUUAAAUUUUAGUCAACAACUCAAGAUUGAAUGAAUUUAGCCAUGGAUUGGAAUGAAUUUUGUUUUGGAAAUUUUCUCUUAUUUAUUUCCAAUGUUAUUUAAAUCAAUUGUGUAACAGAUUCAACUACUUUAUCUAAUAAUAAUAAU
Messenger RNA from Impatiens glandulifera, 902 nucleotides. RefSeq lists its product as uncharacterized. The transcript has 2 exons. NCBI's taxonomy places the organism in Eukaryota, Viridiplantae, Streptophyta, Magnoliopsida, Ericales, Balsaminaceae. The coding region runs from base 30 to 725 and encodes 231 amino acids. The record is from RefSeq and is a predicted model, not a curated record.